Molecule: messenger RNA, 1971 nt
Organism: Sorghum bicolor (sorghum)
Lineage: Eukaryota; Viridiplantae; Streptophyta; Magnoliopsida; Poales; Poaceae
Product: UPF0481 protein At3g47200
Exons: 3
Coding region: 125-1720 (531 amino acids)
Source: RefSeq, a predicted model, not a curated record
UAUAGGAGUAUGUGCCAUUUGAUUAUCGCCCGUGGCAGUGAGCUCCAUUUGCGACUGUGUUUCCGAGAUUUCCGCCGAAGACACGAGUAUCUUCACAAGCGAACGGUACUUUCACCCAUAUAUUAUGAGCCAGCCCAGCCGCAGGUCAAGAAACAUGGAGGACCAUUCCGAGCUAGAUGCUGCUGGAACGUCCGUAAGAGGUGCACGCCCAGUGGAUCAUCGUCAUCGUCCUCCAGUCCAAGGCAACGAACAUGUCUCUGAAGACUACGUGAAGCAUGUGGAGAUGCGGCUUCAGAGCGUGCUCCUCCCAAAAUAUGUCACUGAUGAGUCGGAACAACCACCAACAAUCUACAAGGUUCCCCAAGAGAUCAAAGGUGGUAACGAGGAUGCUUACCUCCCCUUUGCUGUUGAAAUUGGCCCAUUUCCGCACUACGAAGUAGCCAAGAGAAACAAGGGCUACUUCUACCAUCAGUACGAACAACUGCAGGAGUACAAAUGGCAUUGUGUUCGCCGGCUCAUUGGCAGACACCACCUUCUCCAGGAGCCUGAGAGGACGCCAGUGCUCCUUCACCGGUGCCUCAACUCUUUGAGGAGCCUAGAGCCACGGAUCCGAGCAUCCUACCAAAUGGAUUCUUCCACGCGAGCUUAUGCCUCAGUGACCUACCGGCAGCACCUGGCUCUCAACAUGUUGCUAGAUGGAUGCUUCAUCCUUCAACGCCUUCUCAAGUACGCGCACAUUGCGAAAAGAGAGGAGGCGGAAGCAAAGGCAAGUAGCAAAGAGGAUGAGGAAGAGGAUGAUGAUUGGACCCAGGUGUUCGGCAGGUGCUGGGUCUGGAGUUUGGUCACAUCCGACCUGCUGCUGCUCGAGAACCAGAUCCCUUUCUUCGUCCUGCAAAGCUUGUUCCAUGACCUUCGGACAGACCCAGACCAGAGCAGCGACAUCCUCAUCGCCGGCGCCCUCCGCCUGUUCCGCUCCCUCCGGCCACAGCCACUGCCACUGCCCUCUUCCGACAUCUCCCCCAGCAAUGUGCACCACCUGCUACACCUCUUCUACCUCUCUGUUGGCCUGCUUCCAGGCCCAGCCAUGGCGCCGCCAGAGCCUGACAGCCUGCGCAGGUACAGGACGCCGCCGUCGGAGCUCUCCCAGUGGAUGCCAUGCGCAAGGGAGCUGGAGGAGGCUGGCGUCAAGAUCAAGGCUAGAAAAGGUGUAUCGAGCUUCCUCGACGUGAGGUUCGACGCCGGUGUCCUGGAGAUCCCAGUGCUGCAGUUGUAUGACAACAGCGAGCACGUGCUGCGCAACCUGAUCGCCUUCGAGCAGACCUAUCCGCUCACGCCGGGCCAUGUCACCGCCUACGCCAUUUUCAUGGACUGCCUCGUGGCCUCAUCGGAGGACAUGCGGCUGCUGCAACUCAGAGGCGUGUUGAUGAACCAGAUCAACGGCGUGCGGGAUCAGGACAAGGACGACGCAGCGGCCGGGUUCUUCAGCGGCCUCUGCCAUGGGGUCCAAAAGUCCAGCGACCGCAACUACCUCGCCGGCAUCAUCGCGGAGGUGAAUAAGUACCAACAAGGAAGAUGGCCCCGUUGGCGAACCGCCCUGGUGCGCAACUACUUCAGCAACCCAUGGGUGGCCACGUCGCUAGCUGCCGCUGUGUUCCUGCUCGCCCUCACCUUUAUGCAAACCUUCUUUGCUGCCUAUUCUUACUUCAAGCCGCCCCAUUGAGUCCUUCUUCGACCCUGUUUGGUGGAUGUUGUUUUACUGUUGUCACGCCAUGCAUCUUGGUAUUUGGCUGAGAUACAUACUACUGUGUGUUGUGUGCUGCGGCUUUUCAGUGAAAUAUAUAUAUCGCAAUGCAGACCUGAUAUCGCAAUAAGCUAGGAUGCAAUGCAGACUUGAUAUCGCAAUAAGCUAGGAUGCAAUGCAGACCUGAUAUCUUGGUUUUUCAGCAUAAUAUAAGCUAGGCACAUUCCUGC